Messenger RNA from Ostertagia ostertagi, 666 nucleotides. Lineage: Eukaryota; Metazoa; Nematoda; Chromadorea; Rhabditida; Trichostrongylidae. The record is from the annotation of a GenBank genome assembly.
AUGGGACGCCGAACACGACAAGGAAUACAGUCAUCACCUGUGGCAAUAAUUGCUGCCGAGCCGAGCGGUGGCCGCAUAGUUUCGGCUUGGCCUCCAGUCGUCGCAAAGAAUUACGAUACGUGGAAAAAGCUGGCAGAUGUCUGGAACCUACUGGAUGCAACUUUGGAAAAAAGAGCGGGCUCUGGACAGUUUUUCAGAACGGCGAACUCGAAAAUCGAGGAUGGCAAAGUAUUUUGCGAGCUGGGAGUACCAGAAGCGUCACUGUCAUAUCACGGAACCGAUUGCACAGUGGCCUGUGCAAAGAUUUUGUAUGAAGCGAUUAAAAGAAAAACGGCUGAUUUGAUACCGUUACCGGAACUCAAGAGGAUGGAGCCCCAGCUGCUGAGGACAGCAGCUUCGGAGAGGGGAGGCAUGAUAGGAACUGUCGAUGGAUCGAAGCAGGGCCAUCGGUCGCGGGAGCCGGACGCCACGCGCUGCUCGGUUGGCGAUGAGACAGCUGUCCAGAUCUGCAUCAGGCGCAGGGCUUUCCGACAAACAGGAAUGAUGGAAACUGAAUCAAAGGCAGUUGGAGCCACAAUUCGUACGGGGCAGAUCCGCUUCCAAAUGGCUCCGCCGUUUCGGGAAGGGGUCGAGUGCAUAGCACAUCACCGAAGGAUCGAUCAGUUC